AUGUCUAGGGUUCCGUCGCCGUCGCCAUCGCGAUCGCCACCGACAAUGACUUCUCUCUCCGUGACACAAACAAUAAACGGAUCGCACAGCUUCACAAUCAAGGGGCUUCCGGACAAAUCCUGCCCACCUCGGAUCUGGAGCUUGAAUGUGGUCGAACAGAAGAAUGGUAGACCAACAGUGUCUAAAAUGGACUUAAUCUGCCUCCUAUAUGUCGUUAACAUCUGCUUCCUCGAAGCCCCUCCCUUCAAAGCUUCAGUGUCGAGAAGCGACUCAGGGAAAACCACGGCGGGAAUCCGGCCGAUCGUCCGAUCCUGA
Microthlaspi erraticum is the source of this 315-nucleotide messenger RNA. The record is from the annotation of a GenBank genome assembly. NCBI's taxonomy places the organism in Eukaryota, Viridiplantae, Streptophyta, Magnoliopsida, Brassicales, Brassicaceae.